GCACCAGGUGUGGCCACUAGCCUAUAUGAAGGCCCAAAAUUGUGUGUUCCUUUCUGCUCUGACAAUGGCAUGCCCAUUCGUGCGAGAUGUGGUGGAUGAAGAAGCACUUGUGCUGAGGAGAGCCUUCAGGCGAGAAAGGGUCUUCAGGGACCGGUUGGACCCACUGGCCUUCCCUGAUGACCAUCUAUAUGAAAGAUACAGGUUUUCUGCAGAUGGCAUCAGGUAUCUAUGCAGACUACUGGGUCCCAGGAUUAAGCACCGCACUGCACGGAGCCAUGCACUGAGUGUGGAGCAAAUGGUUUGUGUGGCCUUUGCGCUUUUUGCUAGUGGAGCCUUCCUGUACUCAGUGGGGGAUGCAGAACAGCUGAACAAGGCCACAAUUUGCCGCACAAUAAGGAGUGUGUGUCUGGCUAUCAAAGCAUUAGCAGAUGUCUUCAUCUCCUUCCCUGGCCACAGAAGACUCUGUGACAUCAAAGAGGAGUUCUAUAGGAUUGCAGGUUUCACCAAUGUCAUUGGUGCAGUGGACUGCACACACAUAAGGAUAAAAGCCCCCUCAGGUGCCCAUGAGGCCGAUUUUGUGAAUAGGAAAUCCUUUCACAGCAUUAAUGUUCAGAUGGUCUGCAAUGCUGACUGUGUGAUCAGCAAUGUUGUGGCAAAAUGGCCUGGCUCAGUCCAUGACUCCAGAAUCUUUCGGGCCUCUGAAAUCUAUCACAAGGUGAAUUCUCUGGUGUGUUGCUGGGAGACAGGGGUAUGGCUGCCAGCCUUUUCUCCUGACACCUUUCACAGACCCCAGGAAGCACAGCAGGCCUACAACCAUGCCCAUGCCAGGACCAGGGCCAGAGUUGAAAUGACCUUUGGCCUCCUGAAGGCACGCUUUCACUGCCUUCACAAAUUAAGGGUCAGCCCUGUUAGGGCAUGUGAUAUUACUGUGGCUUGUGCUGUCCUCCACAAUGUGGCCUGCCUGAGGAAGGAGAGGGCCCCAGAGUGCCACCAGCCAUGGACUGGGACAAUCCGGCAAUCUUCCCUGAUGACGACAGUGGUCGGCUGCUGAGGGACCAAUAUGUGUUGAAUUAUUUUAGUUAGUAUGUGUGCUUUCAAUUUUGGUUAAAUAUGUCCUGCGGUGGC
Oncorhynchus nerka (sockeye salmon) is the source of this 1125-nucleotide messenger RNA. RefSeq names its product putative nuclease HARBI1. The transcript is spliced from 4 exons. NCBI's taxonomy places the organism in Eukaryota, Metazoa, Chordata, Actinopteri, Salmoniformes, Salmonidae. The record is from RefSeq and is a predicted model, not a curated record. Bases 26 to 1051 code for a protein of 341 amino acids.